Molecule: messenger RNA, 975 nt
Organism: Rubroshorea leprosula
Lineage: Eukaryota; Viridiplantae; Streptophyta; Magnoliopsida; Malvales; Dipterocarpaceae
Source: the annotation of a GenBank genome assembly
GAUUACACGAAAUAUCAUUACAUAAAAAUAUGUAGGAUGUUACUUUGUCAACCCUGUUUCUCUCCAAACAAAAUAUUCAUGGUUAAGAUUCUUUAACUCUAAUAUUGGACGUUAAAAUGGUACAGAAAACUACUAUUCUAAAAUUAGAAGAAACUCUGCCCCUUAAAUCUCUCCACUGCUCUCCUCUUGGCCUACGCAAUUUCGUAACCACAAAAAGACAAUAUGGGGCUAAAGACUUCCAUUUCCUUGUUUCUUCUCAUCUUCCUCUUCUGUCUCUUCUCUUCCUCUGAUGUCCAUGCCAAACCGUCUCCCGGUCCUGCUUCCGCCCCCAUUUCCAGCCUCGCUCCAUCACCCUCCAGAGCAAACGAUGGCUUCUCGCGAUACGCCCAGACCCAGCCCUUCGACCCGCAGGACAUUGACAAAAUAGACGCAGCUCCCAUGCUCAAAAGUAUUUGCGCCGAUACCGACCACCCACCGGAGUGCAUUGCCACUCUCAUCCCCUACGUGAGAGAAGACAAAAACUUCGAACCCACUUCAGUCCUCGAAGCCGCAGUGCAAGCCACAACCGACCAAGCCCAGGAAGGCCUUGCUCUGGCAAAGAAGAUACACGGAGAUCCUUCGUCCGCUUCCCAACCCAUCCUCAAAUCCUGCCUUGACGCUUGUAUCAUCAGCUACUCGAGCAUCAUCCACAGCAACCAGAAGAUCCUCGACGCCAUCGCCGCCGCGGACAUUUACACGUUAAACACCGAGCUCGGCGCCAACAUCGACAACGUGGAUGCCUGUGAGGACGCGUUCGAUGCAGCUGAAAUUGAAUCGCCUCUAGCCCAUGUAGAUGAUGUGCUUGGGAAGAUGGUUAGCAACAAUUUGGCCAUAGGCAUCGACCUGAUAAAAUUCUAAAAGAUUAUAUACAAAAUCUCAAAAUUAUACAUCAGAAAAACAGUUUUUUUGUAAGAUCAAAAAAAGGGGGUGUGAGGA